AGGUGGUGGAACGAAACCUCUGUUCCUGGUCUGAAUUCCGAAUCCCAAAUUCAAACCAGAAACAAACACAUUUUUCUCCUCAUUUCUCAUGGCUGCACCAACAGCAACUCCCCCUGCUUCAUUCCCACUCUCACCUACUAACCGAAUCACCAAAUCAAGAAUUCCCCAUGCAACACAGAGGGGGACAAGGCACGUACGCCGCUGCACCUUCCGAGUCCAGGCCGUGCAGGGCCCAACUCCCAGCAGCGAAAAGAGGCGGCAGGCGCCACCUGGAGUCGACACAAGAAUCCACUGGGAGAGCGAAGACGAAGGAUGGAUCGGGGGCAGCAGCUCACAGGAGCAGCCCAAAGACGAAGACGACUUGCUCGGGGAGAAAUUCUCCGAGCUGCUCAACAGCUCAACUGAUUCAUAUUACCAGUUUCUGGGAGUGCCUGCAAACGCUGACGUCGAAGAAAUCAAGGCGGCCUACCGGAGGCUGUCGAAGGAAUACCAUCCGGACACAACUGUGCUUCCUCUGAGAACAGCCUCGGACAAGUUCAUGAAACUAAGAGAGAUCUACAAUGUGCUGAGCGAUGACGAGAAGCGCAGGUUCUAUGACUGGACGCUGGCUCAGGAGGCAGCGAGCCGGGAAGCAGAGAAGAUGAGGAUCAAGCUGGACGACCCGUACAUGCGAGAGGUGCAGCAAUAUGAGUCCGUUCCGGAUAUGGUGGAUCGGUUGGGGGGGAGGAACAUGGAGCUCAGUGACCAGGCAACACAAGCUCUAACUUUUGAUAUUUUGAUCAUUCUCUUCUCUAUAUGUUGUCUAAUAUAUGUUGUCUACUUCAAAGAGCCCUACUAGUUCAACACCUUCAAACAAAUACAACCAUUUAUACAGAUCAUUGUACAUUGAAAUUGGUCAA
This is a messenger RNA of Salvia hispanica, 899 nucleotides long. RefSeq names its product Chaperone DnaJ-domain superfamily protein (gene NDHT). The record is from RefSeq and is a predicted model, not a curated record. Lineage: Eukaryota; Viridiplantae; Streptophyta; Magnoliopsida; Lamiales; Lamiaceae.